This is a messenger RNA of Carassius auratus (goldfish), 2102 nucleotides long. It is a transcript of the gene cyp2y3, whose product is annotated as cytochrome P450, family 2, subfamily Y, polypeptide 3. Gene Ontology annotation, cellular component: intracellular membrane-bounded organelle; cytoplasm. The record is from RefSeq and is a predicted model, not a curated record. Bases 114 to 1589 code for a protein of 491 amino acids. Gene Ontology annotation, molecular function: oxidoreductase activity, acting on paired donors, with incorporation or reduction of molecular oxygen, reduced flavin or flavoprotein as one donor, and incorporation of one atom of oxygen; heme binding; iron ion binding. Gene Ontology annotation, biological process: xenobiotic metabolic process. NCBI's taxonomy places the organism in Eukaryota, Metazoa, Chordata, Actinopteri, Cypriniformes, Cyprinidae. The transcript has 9 exons.
CGUUUCCUGUUCUGCUACCACUGUCCAUAUAAAAAUCUUUAAAGCUGACAUAGACAAAUACAGAAACUGAAAAAUAAAAAACUGACCUGAACAAAACAUCUUAGGUAAGAGAGAUGGAACUUUCUAGCUUACUAGUGUUGGUUUUAGUCUUUGCUGUAUUGAUGUUUGUCUGGUGGAAGAGAAAGUCGAGUGGAUUUUAUUUGCCCCCGGGGCCACUGGCACUGCCACUAAUUGGAAACUUACUAAUAAUGGACAAGCAUGCACCCUUUAAAAGCUUUAUGCAGUGGAGCAAAACCUAUGGGCCCGUGAUGACGGUGUACCUCGGGCCUCAGAGAGUGGUGGUUCUUGUCGGUUAUGAUGCUGUCAAAGAAGCUCUAGUGGACCAGGCAGAAGACUUUUCAUCAAGAGCCCCCAUUCCCUUUCCGAACAGAGUUUUGAAAGGCUACGGUUUGGCCAUCAGUAAUGGAGAUCGCUGGCGUCAACUAAGGCGGUUCACUCUCACCACACUGAGGGAUUUCGGAAUGGGACGCAAACGAAUGGAACAGUGGAUUCAAGAAGAGAGCAGACAUUUGCUGAAGAGCUUUGAGGAAACCAAGUCAACACCAGUCGACCCAAUCUUCUUCCUAAGCCGGGCAGUGUCCAACGUGAUCUGUUCAUUGGUGUUUGGUCAGCGCUUUGAUUAUGAAGACAAAAACUUUCUGGGCUUGCUCCAGAUCCUCUCCAGACUCCUGCGUUUUGGCAGUAGCCCUUGGGGUCAGCUGUACAAUAUAUUCCCUCGACUAAUGGAACACUUGUCUUGGAGUCACCACACCAUCUUAAAAGAGAUUGAUGACAUCCAUACCUUCAUUAUGAAUAGGGUUAAGGAGCAUGAGCAGAAUUUAGACUUCUGUGACGCAAAGGAUUUUAUUGACUGCUUUCUUAUCAGGCUUACUCAGGAAAAAGACAAUCCUGAAACAGAAUUCCACAAAAAUAACUUGAUGGCAACAGCUUUAAAUCUGUUCAUAGCAGGUACAGAAACCACCAGCACAACUCUCAGAUAUGCCCUGAUGCUUUUGAUCAAACACCCCCACAUACAGGAGCAAACGCAGAGGGAGAUUGACAGAGUUAUUGGAAAGAACAGAAUCCCUACAAUGGAUGACAGGAAGUCCCUCCCCUUCACUGAUGCUGUGAUUCAUGAAGUACAGCGUUAUCUGGACAUUGUCCCUCUAAAUCUUCCCCAUUAUGCCAUGAAAGACAUCAGAUUCAGAGGUUAUGUAAUUCCAAAGGACACAGUAAUUAUUCCCAUGUUGCACUCUGUCUUAAGAGAUGAGGGACAGUGGGAAACCCCUUGGACCUUUAACCCAGAGCACUUUCUGGAUGCCAGUGGAAACUUUCAAAAGAAUCCAGCUUUUCUGCCCUUCUCUGCAGGUAAGCGUUCUUGCGUGGGUGAGUCUCUGGCUCGUAUGGAGCUUUUUAUGUUCAUCGUCUCUCUGCUUCAGAAGUUCAGUUUCAGUAGUCCAAAGGGUCCAGAUGGAGUAGACACCAGUCCUGAACUCAGCAGCUUUGCAAACAUGCCUCGACAUUAUCAGCUCAUAGCCUCCCCUCGCUGAAAAAAAAAAAGAAAAAUUCAAGUCAACAAGAUGGAAACAUCUUUCCAAACCACACCGUGAUUUAUUUCAGUUGGAUCUUUAACCAUAUGUGGUAUUCAUUUAGUAGUUGUUAAUUACUCUCUUAACUUUUUGGUAAUGAAUCCCUUUAUUACACGCUUGCAAUUUAACUGUGGCAACACCCAGAUAUACACCUUUAAUCACAAUUAAAAUAUAUUCACUUAUUUUACUUUUUAUGUACGGGAACCAGUCAAAAAUAACCAUAAAAUUUACAUUUUUGCACAUAGCUCUAAAGCCACCACACUGUAAAACCCGACAAGUAACUUAACUCAAACUGUAUGAGUAAACAGAUAUCCUUAAUAACCUGACAGAUUAGAUUUCCUCAAACUGUUUGAGGCAACCGAUUGCCUUUAACCAUUUAAGUUUUAAAACUAAUAGUUGUGAGGAUUCUGAACUUAAUUCAGGCCCCGUCCACACGGAGACGGAGUUUACCCCAAUCCGAUCUUUUUUUUUUCC